Perognathus longimembris pacificus (Pacific pocket mouse) is the source of this 1137-nucleotide messenger RNA. It is a transcript of the gene Dctn5, whose product is annotated as dynactin subunit 5. The coding region runs from base 87 to 635 and encodes 182 amino acids. The transcript is spliced from 7 exons. NCBI's taxonomy places the organism in Eukaryota, Metazoa, Chordata, Mammalia, Rodentia, Heteromyidae. The record is from RefSeq and is a predicted model, not a curated record.
GUGAAGGAGCAGCCGGAAGUGGCCGGAAUCUCAGCCAUCCAGGCUUUGACUGCAUCCCUCGGUGCGGAGAGGCAGGGGCGGCGGCCAUGGAGCUGAGUGAGCAGCUCUACAACAAGUCAGAGUACAUCGAGACGGCCUCUGGAAAUAAAGUGAGUCGCCAGUCAGUGUUGUGUGGAAGCCAAAACAUUGUUCUCAAUGGCAAGACCAUCAUCAUGAAUGACUGUAUUAUCCGAGGAGAUCUGGCAAACGUAAGAGUUGGACGCCACUGCGUUGUGAAAAGUCGAAGUGUCAUAAGGCCACCGUUCAAGAAGUUCAGCAAAGGUGUUGCGUUCUUUCCUUUACAUAUUGGGGACCAUGUCUUUAUUGAGGAAGACUGUGUGGUCAACGCCGCUCAGAUUGGUUCUUAUGUUCAUGUGGGCAAGAACUGUGUGAUUGGGCGCCGGUGUGUGUUGAAAGAUUGCUGCAAAAUUCUUGACAACACAGUGUUGCCUCCAGAAACUGUGGUCCCACCUUUCACCGUCUUCUCAGGAUGCCCAGGACUCUUCUCAGGGGAGCUCCCAGAAUGCACUCAGGAGCUGAUGAUUGAUGUCACCAAGAGCUACUACCAGAAGUUUUUGCCACUGACACAAGUCUAGUGUCCACCUCAAGUCUUGAAUUUUUGUGUGAGCUCUAAAAUAAACUUGGGGAACAAAGUGGUCAGUCAGCAUCUAUAGGAGCAGUUGUGUCCCUGCCUUCCACCAUCUACUUUUUGUUGUUGUUGUUGUUGUUAGUUUCCAAUUGUACAGGCUCUAAGUGCUGAAGAAUUUACUGAGAGCAUGUGGAGAAGUCAUCAUCACAUAAUACACACAGCUGACCUAUUAACAGCUGCUGUGUGGAACCCAGAAAUGUUCCCAGCCCCCCAAGCCUGCACCUGUGGGAUGCUGAUGUCGGCUGAGAGGGGGCCUCCAGAGCUGCUCAUUCUCCCCACCAGGCCUCAGACCCACACAUCCCACUCAGAGCAGCGUCCCUGCUGCUCCCAUUUGGCAGUGGCCCUAAUUGUUCUUAAUCCCCAGGAAACGUGUUUGUAGUUUCAUGCUCCACACACCCAUGACAAGUCAAAAGUGCAGGAUGGGCAGUGCUGCUCCUGUAUUCCCAAGG